AUGUCCACAAGCUCACCUCCGGCCAAGUUGCCUUCAGCAGCACCGCCAUCGCAGUCUCCAUCAGCGAACUCAGCGGUCCAGAAUACUGAGCACCCCUCCCUUCAUCCCCUGAUAACAUCGCCGCCUGCCUGCCGAUCGCCAAUACCACGACCGAUGUCGCACGCUUCCAAAAACCGACUGUCCCAGUAUUCGACGGGCUCGAUACCGUCUCGGUCACGGCCACCUUCGUACCUCUUCCCUAUCUUCCACUCCAGUCUCUCAUACACCAUCGUCCGAGACUUCGCAUAUCCUCCAUUAACCCCAUUGCACUAUGGCCCUCCGCCUGAGCCUUCGCGCCCGCCUUCCGGCAUGGCUACACCAUCAGGCGAAUUGAGGCGCCUUUCCGACCCGCCAGGAUCGUGGGAAAGCAAGCUGGGCUGGGAAUGGGCAGCUGACGGCGGCUUCGGGAAGGGCGGCGAGCUGGCUCCCAUUCAUUUCGGAGAUGGCCCACCGUGGAGUGAGGAUGAAGACCUGCAGAGCCCAGUGGUCAGCUCGAGGCAUAGAAAACAUAAAUCUACUUCCGCAGCUCUAGGGCAUGGAAAACCGCGGGGCUCGACAGACGGCAAGUCUUCCAUUCUGCAUGCUGCCCGCUACGAGGCCGAUAGAGGGUAUUACAUCGGGACCGGCGGCGAUGGUAGCGAGAGGUAUUACGUGAGUCAAGGUGUAGAGGCAAAUGGUCCAGGCGGAGAGUUUGUCACGUAUCCGCCUGACCAAGCACGGCACUCGACCCAUGCGUACCAGUCAAUGGAACAGCGGCCGCGGCGUUAUGCGGAAAACGACCCAGGGUAUCGAUCCGAGUCGGAAGCGUCGAGCGUUGCCUCGUCCCCGGGCUUCCAAGCGUUCGACGAAUCGAGAUAUUCUAGAGACUACCAGUUCACCAUCACCUCGCCAGACGAGGAAAUGCACGGCAAAGCCGUAGCGUUGUUCGACUUCAGGAGGGAAAACGAGAACGAGCUGCCAUUGGCUGAAGGUCAGAUCAUAUGGGUCUCGUAUAGGCAUGGAGAAGGUUGGCUCGUGGCGGAGGAUCCAAAGACACAGGAAAGUGGUCUGGUGCCCGAGGAAUAUGUCCGCCUACUUCGUGACAUUGAGGGUGGAAUGACGAGCUUGACGGGCCAAGUAGCUGAGGGGCCGGAUACCCCCAACGAGGCAGGCACUCCCACACAGGCCGAGCACAGCCAGGCCUCGCUACCAGCAGUCACCCAAGCGCCGCCGCCCGGACAUGUGCCAACCCCGAGUAACGCUUUGAAUGGCUAUCACCAACCAGUCGUAUCAACCUUCUCUACCUCCAGCAAAGACUUGAAUCCGUACCCGCAACACUUGCUGGGCCAGCACGGCCAGCCCCCGCCACAGGUCGUCCACUAUCAUGGCCAACGCGGCGGAAGUCAGGCUAAUACACCGACUGCACAGAACUCAUUCGACACCGGGCUUGGUCGUCGGGGGAGUCAAGACGUGAAGGGCGAUGCGGCCGCCAACAAGUCCCAGUCUCUUGAGACCCUGCCAGUUGCGAGGAUGAAGUCCCCCGCGGACGAGUCCGACUCGGAGGAAGACGAGUCGCCGAACCGGUGA
Messenger RNA from Anthostomella pinea, 1605 nucleotides. The record is from the annotation of a GenBank genome assembly. Lineage: Eukaryota; Fungi; Ascomycota; Sordariomycetes; Xylariales; Xylariaceae.